UGCUCGCCGCCCGUCGCCUCGGGCUCCCCCCGCCACGGCUGCUGCCGGUUCCCCGGAGUGACCCUCCCUGCCUCCUCUCCGCUGGGCAUAAGGGGCGGCCGGUGAGCGCGGGGCGGAGUCGGGGGACGCGGACCGCGGCGAGGAAGAAGGAGGAAGAGGAGAGUGCAGAGCUCCCCGCAUCUUCAGGUGAGGGUGCUCCCGUAAGGUGUGGGCGGCGGGGGGGUCCGCUCCGCUCCGCCCCGCGCCGCGAACUUCCCCUCACGCAGAGGGAAAGUUUCUGGCGGUAGAGGCGGCGAGUUCGAGCCUCGGCGGGGCGCAGCCGGCAGCAGCCUCCGCUCGUCGGCCGGCAGGGAGGAAGCCUGGGAGAGCCCGUCGUCCUCGGGCAGAGAGAGAGAGAGAGGCGCCGCCGCACGGAUGAAGAUGGCCAGUGCCCUGCUGGUUGCACUCUGGCUGUGGAUGGUCACCCUUGGCAGCGGCUCUGAACGCUGCGAUGACUGGGGUGUGGACACCAUGAAGCAGAUCCAGAUUUAUGAAGGGGAACCUGCCAAGAUCAAAUGCCCACUUUUUGAGACCUUCUUAAAGUACAACUACAGUACAGCCCGUUCUGCGGGCUUAACCCUGAUCUGGUACAGGAUUGCACAGGACCGGGAUCUGGAGGAGCCCAUUAAUUUUCGUCUCCCAGACAAUCACAUCAGUAAGGAGAAAGACACCCUUUGGUUCUGGCCUGCUCUUCUCAAUGACACUGGGAAUUAUACGUGCAUGCUCAGAAAUACAACCUACUGCAGCAAAGUUGCGUUUCCCUUGGAAGUUGUUCCGAAAGACCAACACUCUUGUGUGAGCCAUACAAUAAAACCCAUUGAGGAGAUGUUCUACUUGGAGCAUGCCAAUGAGAAGAUCAUAUGUCCAGAUAUCGAUGGGUUUUACCCUGCUAGUGUAACACCAACGAUCAAGUGGUACUUGAACUGCAGCUUGGUGGAUGGCUUCUAUGAGCGAUACCUCCAAGAGCCCGGGCUUGUCAUUGGCAUUGUCCGCAGUGUGUAUAAAGGGAAUUACACUUGUAUUGUGACAUUCAAGGACCACGGAAGAACCUAUAAUCUCACCAGAACCAUAAACAUGAAGGUGGUGGGAUCUCCAAACAAGGCCUUGCCACCACAAUUCAUCUCUCCAAAUGAGAAAGUUGUCUACGAACAGGAAGCAGGAGAUGACCUUGUUCUGUCCUGUGAGGUCUUCUUCACCUUCCUGAAGGAAUCCCAGACUGAAGUGUGGUGGACUAUAGAUGGGAAAAACACAGGUGACAUCACAGACCCCAAGAUAAAAGUCACACAAAGUGAAAUUACUAGAGAUUUUGAAGACAAAACUAUCAUAAGGACUCUAACAGUCACAAAAGCCACACCGGAGGACUUGAAACGGAAUUAUACUUGUUAUGCCAGAAACGCCAAAGGCGAGGACCGUAGCCAGGCCAUAGUGCGCAUGAAAGUUGUAGCACCGAAAUACACUGUGGAGCUGGCCUGUGGACUGGGGGCAACCAUCCUGCUCAUUGUGGUGUUGAUAGUCGUCUAUCAUGUUUAUUGGCUUGAAAUGGUCCUCUUCUAUCGGGCUCAUUUUGGAACAGACGAAACCAUCCUAGAUGGGAAGGAGUAUGAUGUGUACGUGUCUUACGCACGCAACGCGGAGGAGGAGGAAUUUGUGCUGCUGACGCUGCGGGGAGUCUUGGAGAAUGAGUUUGGGUACAAGCUGUGUAUCUUUGACAGAGACAGCCUCCCCGGGGGAAUUGUCACAGACGAAACCCUGAGCUUCAUCCAGAAAAGUCAACGUCUCCUUGUUGUCCUGAGCCCCAACUACGUCUUGCAGGGAACACAGGCCCUGCUGGAGCUCAAGGCUGGUCUGGAGAAUAUGGCCUCCAAGGGCAACAUCAAAGUCAUUCUAGCGCAGUACAAAGCCAUCCAGAAGAGCAAACUGAAGGAGCUGAAGCAGGCCAAGGCUGCCUUGACUGUCAUUAAAUGGAAAGGCGAGAAAUCCAAAUUCCCAAAGGGCAGGUUCUGGAACCAGUUGCGGGUGGAAAUGCCAGUGAAAAAAAUUAACAGGAGUCUGAGCCUUGAUGGGCUCAUACAUAUCCCUGAAAAAUGUUUAACACCAUCAGAAAUCAAAACAAAACAAACCCCAGAAAUCCACAAGUUAGGCCAGGGAGUGGGAAGGAACUCAGACUUUUUGCCAUGAAGGACUGCCCCGAAGCAUUUCAGAGGAUAGUCAUGCCUCCCUCCUGCUCUUCUACUGCCCUGGCAGUAGAGACACCACAGAUGCAUACACCUCCUCUCUGCAAAUGCAUGUCCUUGUCAUUAACCAUGAAAAACCUGGGCUCAAGGUUGAAAUUUGGGCUACCCAGGUGGGAUGCAGCCGGUACCUUGUGGUAGCAUGGUAUUUGUAUAGGCCAGUAUACUCCUAGAUCCAAGUCCUAUGGGACCUUCAUUAGCUUCCAGCACAGAACUCCUUUUCUCUCUGAAGUGGCUUCACUCCUUCCUGGUCUUUGGUCCCUGUUGCAGAGGCUGGGGGGAACAGUUUGAAAGAUGGCUCCAGUACAGAGCCCUUCAUACAUGUCCCAGCUAUACGUAGUCCUGAUUAGCGUAAGAUCACAGUUCUGCUUCAGUGGGAGGAUUGCAGACUCUCGAGUCUCCUCAUCUUUGCUCCCCACAUUUCUGAAGGAGCAGGUGCAUUCAGAUGGUUUGGCAAUCUGAAAUGACUGUUACAAAAGCAUUAAAAAAAACCCCCAAAACCCAAAAAAAAGCAAACCCCAAAAAAAGCUCUAUUUGUGUUAUAGCAUUUCUACUAAUAAGUGGCCAGUCUCUGGGACUCCACAGUCUCCCAAGUAUCUCAGAUCUUUCAGGGCUAUAACACUUGUAAUCCAGGGGAAAUCUCUCGUUAGUACAGGCCAUGGAGCAUGUCUGAGAGGUGUGCCUUUGUAGACUAAACUCAGGGACUUCACAAGUACUGCAAGGAACCCCAGUUUACUACUGAACCUGCCCGCUGUCUCUGUGCUGCUGGCUGGGGGAAAACAUCAUGCAAGGUGCUGCCAAGGCCUCUGGAAUGACACUUGGAUGUGUGUCCAACACCCCAGGAGACCCUAAAAACUUGUUUGAACUUACUAAAAACUACACUAGCUCUAUCCAGCUGUGUAAGACUAUGAGGAAAAGCUGAGAGAGCUGGGGUUAUUCAGCCUGGAGAGGGCCAGAGACCUUAUUGUAGUCUUUCAGUACUUAAACGGGGCUUAUAAGAUAGAUGGGCACAGACUUUUUAGUAGGGCCUGUUGCAAUAGGACAAGGAGUAAGGGUUUAAACUAAAAAAAGGGAGAUUCAGACAAGAUUUAAGGAAGAAAAUUUUACAGUGAGGGUGGUAAAACACUGGCAUGGGUUGCCCAGAGAGGUAGUAGAUGCCCCAUCCCAGGAAACAUUCAAGAUCAGGUUGGAUGGUACUCUGAGCAAUCCAGUGGUCUAGUUAUCCCUGCUCAUUGUAGGGUGGUAGGACUAGAUGACCUUUGAAGGUCUCUUCCAACCCAACCUAUUUUAUGAUGCUAUGAAGAUUCAGUGCUCUCUGCCUGUGUGUGUAAAACGUCACCAUUCAUAAUGCAGGGCUCAGGUUUAAUCUAUACUUAGCCUUACAAAGCAAAUCUCCACCUGUCUUAUUUCAAGCCCAGAGUUGCAGAAUAGGGGAUGUAUCUCAGGUUCAUCAACCUUUGCACAAAAUGUAAAUAUAAAAACCACUGAGUACCAGUCCUUGCUUCAGUGGGAGGCAGCAGGCACAGGAGAAGAUCUGGUGAGUUAACCCCUGCAAGACCAAGGAGGGAAGUGUCCCUUCCCUUGUAGGACAGACCAAAGCACAGCGGGACCCUGGCAUUGACUGGUAUUGUUGUUGACAAUAUUUUUAUAUAAAACUACAAGCUCUGGGGGUGUCUCCAUACUCCUACAGCUCCCAGUGCAAGGUCCUGCCCACUUAACUGUGGAAUUCAGUAUUAUGCACACUAAGUGCAUGCUUAUUUUUUAUUGAUAAUGCUUGCUCCUGAGUUACCUUUGACUCACGCUUUCACUCGGUUGAUGUCCAUCAGGUGAAGCAUAUCCAUUCAUAACGGCAUUAAAAAGCACUAUGAUUUGCAGUCUACAGAUUAUUCACCCAGCUGAGCAGGAAGGUUUGAGGGCAUCCCAGUAAACAGCACAGUCUUAAAGGUGUGGGGCUGGAUCCUGGCAUCAGUGAAGCCUCUUGCUCUUAGCAUCCUAUGAUUAAUAAUGUUAUUCCAGGGCAGUGGGGAGCUGGCAUUGGGCAGGUACUGUACAAAUAUGGAACACAUAGAGCUUCUUUCUCACCCUCUUCAUCCUCCCCACCCCAAGUAAGCUUCGCUUUAAGUAGGUAAAACUGCAGUUAGCUUCACUGAAGAUACUCAGAGGUGCUUAAAAGCUUUGCUGUUACAAGCUUUUCUACUGUAUCUGUGGAGGGAAAGAGAUGCCUCCCACACUAUAGAAAGCUUCAUUUGUAUUAGAUAACACCCAAAACCAUGCUCAGUUUUGUGAAUCCCUUGCAACCAUGUCAUUUUGCCCAGCUUCACCUUUUUGUUUGUGUUUUCAGCAUCUCUGUGAUCAGCUGCCCAAUCUGCAGGCAGAGGGAAGGCCCUGAGGCCAAAGCAGAACUGUGUUAGAUUCCAGUUUGAUUUUUAAAAAAAUAACUCAAAAAUACACGUAAAUUCAAUUAACAUCCCAGACCUCACCACAUCACAUCUCAUUUUUGGCUGAGGUACCAAGAGAACUGCUGAUGUUUUAGUAAGUCUGAUUAUUUUAAAUAAAAUAAAUAAAUGAAAUAAUUUUAAAUGAGGUUAAAUCCACCUCAUUUGUUUUGCUGAUUUUAUUCAAAGGGUUUUCCAAAUAAAUGAUAGACCAGGAUUUUCUCCAGCAUACAUUGCUAUAUCCUUGGUGCCAUUGCAACCCCAGAACAGAAUUACUGAGAUACAUCAGCAGAGCACUCACAAGGCAAAAGGUGUGAUGGUCUUAAGGGAGCCUAAGAGGUCCAGAGGGAGCAGCGUGGAAGGAAUACUGCUGGAGCAGGCUCCACUCCCUUGGAAGCUUUACCUCUGGCUUUGCUGGGAGCUGUCAGGCCAGGGGUAUAGCCCAGUCCUAGCUGUAGUGCAGAUCUGCAGAGCACCUCAUAUAUGCCUGCCAUUUCAUUGUAUGCCAUGUGUGGUUUCCAUUGUGGGAUUCUGUCACAGCAUGUUUAUUUCAGUUGAUUCAUUCGAGUUUCUGUGCUCUAAUCUAACAUUUAUCAAUAUGCAGCUCAUACAAAGUUCCUCAUUGUUAUUUCAUGGGGAAGCAGUGUGGCAUAAAUUGCAAAAAAUACCUUCCCCAUGCCAUUUGAUGUUGUACAGCUGUUCCAGAAUUUUCCCUUCUUUUUUCUGUAUGUUUUUGCCUUUUUGUUAUUUGGUCUGUGAAGUGUCAGUAUUAUUUUAUUUUGCUUUUCAAUAAAACAUUUCCACUUUUGCAUUUCAGUCCUUGUGCAUUUCUCAUAAGCAUAAUUUUCCUCCCCAUUAUGUCUGCAAAAGGCCAUUAAAGAAAGAUGGCUGUGUAGUCCAAGCAUCAGGAUCAUUUGGGGACACCUCCUUAGCAAUGGGGCAUGUUUUUGUCUGUGUCAUGGUGUGCCUGCAGCUAUCCUGAGGCACCGCCACUGCUACCAGGGCCAUGCAAGCGGAAACACAGUGACACACAGCAUUCAAGUGUCAUCCAGUGGCAGACAUGCACACACAGAAAGCCACUGACCCAAAGAGCACUCACUUGGUGAUCACAAGAUAGAAAGAUGGGAAGGAGACAUCAUCCCUUGGCUUGAGAGACCAAGCCAGAAUGUUGGAAAACUGCCCUAACCACAGGAAUCAAACUCACUCUUCGUCUGCUUUGCCCAUCACCUUCCAGAUAAUUGGGUAGAAAAGGUUCAUUCAGCUUUGUAUUUUCUCAUCCAAGCCACUUGCUGGUAUUUUUCCCUGUUUGUAUGCUAGCAGGUACGUUGAAAGAGAGCCUAGCACUUCCAGACCUCUAGCAAAAUGAAUACUUGAGAUAAUCUAUGGAUCUGGGGUCUACGGGAUAUGUGUAUGGGACUUAUGAGCCCCCAGCUUUUAUUGGGCUGGAUCGAAAGUAUGGCUUUUAUAGUCUUUUGUUACAUCUCUGGGGUGCAUUAGGCAAGACACAAGUAAACAGAAAAAAAUAUGCAGUGUCCUUUGUAACCAUGUAGUAAACAUGGGAGUUUUUCAGUAUAAACAGAUAUCCAAGAGUAUCAAAUUCCAAGCUCCACUGGUACCCAAAUCCCCAGUGUUACUGCUGCCUGUUCCAUCUUGUGCUGUUGGUGUGUCCGAGAGGGGCCAUCCUCCCUGCGCACUGUGAAGUGGCCACUCAGGAUUUUUCAUGAGCUGGAAUUACAGUGUAAACUGAACAUCUCAAGCUAUCCUGGUCAGCCAAGUCUAAAUGCAUCCCAUUCUCAGACAUAAAAUUUAUCUUCGGGAAUUUGAGCAUUUUCCCUGCCAAAAAAAUGUCAAGUCUCAGAAAGUGUUGCAAAUUCAAAAUUGAUGAAAGAAAACUGUCACUGUCAGCUCAAUCAAAACAUUUAAUUUCAGCAGUGUUGGGAUCAUUUGCAUUAAUUGAACUUGUGCUUUUUGAGCAGGCAGGUACAAUAGGUGACCUCCCAGGGGCUGCUCCUGCCUACGUUUCACUGUGAUUUCUAUGAUUCCAGUUUCAAAAAGAAACCUUUCAAGCCAGGAAAGAAGCUUUUUCUUUCACAAAACAUUGAAGCUUGGCUGAUUUCAAAAUAGAUCUCAACCAGUUAUAGAAAGGUUUGAAUGAGGUCUGGACUCAGUAAAUUAGGAGAUUGCUGCCAAUUCUUUGUGCCUUUGAAAUAGGGUGUUAAGAAUGAUUCACGGCGUUAAGUGACAAUUCUGACAGAACUGACUUUAUCAUCUACUUUUGGUUUCAAUGAAUCAGUGUUUUCAUGUGUGUGUCGAAGGAAAUCCGGCCAAACCUUGUGUACAAGAGAAAAUGCUCCAAAUAGCUUGAUUUAAUUUCCAGCAUUACGUUAAAGAACCAGACAGUGCCUUACUUUCUCUAUUCCACUGCCACUCACCAUCCAUCUCCCAGGAUAUAACUGUACAGCCAUUUUUCCUAUUGCAAGUUCUUGGUCCCCACACAAUCUAGUGACAGUGAGUUUUACAGCUAGUCAUAUGUCUUUGAAAAUAAUUUAAAAAAAAAAAAGUAUUGUUCUUUAUAGUAUUAAAAUAAGAUGCAUCCAGCUGCAACACAGUGCACCUUCUGCUAUGAGAUAAGGAAAGAGACAGUCAAGUGUUGGAAGAAUAAGGGGCAUUGCCAUUGUAGGGAAGGAGCAAUAUUUUUUAUUGAUACAAAAGACCAUUGUUCCACUGGCAGGGAGGGAAAUGAGUAUCCAGAUAGAGGACUCAAGGCUUUAGCAUUUAGUGUGAAAGGCAAUGGAAGCAGCAGGUAGCCCUUCUCCCUAGGACAGCUUUUUGCAAGACAUUCUACAGGGAGUUUUUUCUCUCUGAGUGUGCAAGAGCUCUUACUCCAAUGAUCCCUGUCUUGGUUGAACCACCUUGUCCUCAAGUCCCCUCCAUCUCAGGCACCCCACUCACUAAGUGGGUGGGGUUUUUAAGUUUUUAUGGUUCUGUUAAUCAGCUUGGGUUAAUUUGCUAAACCCCACAGCCCUAUUAAUUCACAUCCUUUCCAUUGCUCACCCAUUAGCCAUAACAUCUUCAAUAUGCUUACCGCAGCCCAAGCCAUAGAUAGAAGUCCAAGGUCAUCCUUCAGGUUUGCUGCUUUUCAACAUUCAUAAUGAAAGAGAUGCUGCCCUUGCCUGGCAUCGUUCCAGCUAAGCAUCUUGCUGAGCUUUACAAACUACAAUUAAUCCCAAGAAAUGCUUUUGAAGGAUGGUAUUUUCACUCCCCAUGAUGGCUAGGGGAACUGAUGGAGAGGCUUACGGCUGACUUUUGCUUUCUAAGUUUGGAGGCUUCCAUUUCUGGAUGAGAGAGCAUGAGAGGGAGAGUGGUGGGACUCAGCAGUGCAAGCUGUGGCAUGAUGACGUGAUUGCUUCACUUAGUUGCCCCCAUACAAAGGGCUGCUAGAGCUGUGGGCAGGUGGUUCCCAAACAAGACCUGCCCUUUAUCAAAAUGCCUGCACUUCACUGGGCAGGAGUGAUGCUGUGCAGGGCAGAAGUCAAGAGUAUGUCUUGGCAUAUCCUGCCAUCCUUGCUUCUUAUUUACCACUUCAGCCUUCUCAAAAACCCACUGCAAAGCAAAAAUGCUGCUAUUACUCCUGCAGUCCCUGCCAGCAGGAUCACAGGCAAGUUGAAAGUCACUGGACUUGCGCCAGAUUUCCCUCUGUGGGAAGGGGGGAUCUGUGCAGGUAUGCCACCAAAAACCUUCCUUCAGCUUUUCUCUUCCUGCUCCUUCCCCUUGUGCACCCCAAUUCCUCUGCCCUUGCAAUUUUAGAUACCACUGAAGCGGUGUUUGACUUCAUCCAGAGGAGCCGCAGGAUGAUCGUGGUCCUGAGUCCCGAUUACCUGACAGAGAAGAGCAUCAGCCUCUUGGAGUUCAAGCUGGGCAUCAUGUGCCAGAAUGCCAUCGCCACCAAGCUUAUCGUGGUGGAGUACAGGCCACUGCAGUGCACCCACCCCAGUAUCCUCCAGCUGAAGGAGUCUGUCUCCUUUGUCACCUGGAAGGGAGAGAAGUCUAAGCGUUCCGGCUCCCAGUUCUGGAAGGCAUUGCGGCUCGCCCUGCCGCUGCGCAGCCUGAAUGCUGGCACUGGCUGGAACGAGAGCUGCUCCUCCCAGUCGGACAUCAGCCUGGACCCCAUCCAGAGGAAAAGGAGCCGGUUGAAAGGUCAGCCUAACCCACGGGGUGCCUCAGCAGGGACUCUUGCUCCCAGAGGGGCAGCCGCAGCCCCCAAGUCAAAGGCCAAACAUCGAGCCAAGCACUUCUUGACAUGCCGGUGUUGUGGGACCUAUUGCAAUGGUGGCAGCAGACUCAAGCACAAGCAUCGGGCUGUGGCUGGGCACAGGUGGGACACUCAACUCUGCAAGCCGGGCUCAGGCAGGCCCACAGCGCAGGGGGUUCAGGGCAGAAGUCGACCUGAGCCCCCAUCGGCACCGGCUCCUGGUCUUGCCCUAUGCCAUUACAGUGACCUGUCAAACAACAAUGACUUCUAUGUACUUUAGCCAAGUGGCUGAUGGUACCACAGGUGCUGGGCAGCAAAAGGAACUCACUGCAGCCUCAGCAAAGAUACUUUUAUGACAUGGUGUUUCUCACCAUCCAUCCCAUGUCAGCACAAGGACUGCAGCAAUAUCACCGGUGCUGGUGAUGUGAGCCAGGGACAUGCAGCCACACACAGAGCAGUGGCUAGGGGCUGCCUGCCUGGGUCCCUCUCCUUAAUUUAAAUUGUAAAGUGGAGCUGAAAAUGUGUUUCUCUGGCAUUGCUUUUCCUCAUCUGUGGUUGUGUUUGCCCCAAGACUGCUGCUGGGGUUGGCUGUGGGAGGGCAGGUCCCCAGCCAGGGGUUGGGAGGGAGGGAGAUGAGAGAAGCUGUGCUCCUGGAAUUAACCUCUGGAGAAGGGAGUGCAUUUUGCAAAGGAUAAAACUUUGCUAAUGAGGGCAGGAGUGCACUGUGCAGUAUGGUGUGUUAUGCACUGUGGUUUAAAACAACUUGGUCAAAAGUUUUAAGACAAGUCCCUUCUCUCUAAAUAAAACUGAUUUCUU
Molecule: messenger RNA, 9773 nt
Organism: Strigops habroptila (Kakapo)
Lineage: Eukaryota; Metazoa; Chordata; Aves; Psittaciformes; Psittacidae
Gene: IL1RAP
Product: interleukin 1 receptor accessory protein
Exons: 11
Coding region: 415-2217 (600 amino acids)
Biological process (GO): signal transduction
Molecular function (GO): interleukin-1 receptor activity
Source: RefSeq, a predicted model, not a curated record